Ascoidea rubescens DSM 1968 is the source of this 798-nucleotide messenger RNA. RefSeq names its product exosome non-catalytic core subunit RRP46 (gene RRP46). The record is from RefSeq and is a predicted model, not a curated record. The coding region runs from base 1 to 798 and encodes 265 amino acids. Lineage: Eukaryota; Fungi; Ascomycota; Saccharomycetes; Ascoideales; Ascoideaceae. The transcript has a single exon. Gene Ontology annotation, cellular component: nucleolus; nuclear exosome (RNase complex); cytoplasmic exosome (RNase complex). Gene Ontology annotation, biological process: rRNA catabolic process; poly(A)-dependent snoRNA 3'-end processing; nuclear mRNA surveillance.
AUGCCCACCCUAGAUUUGGAAGACUUGUCCAUACCGGACAUCCACAACUUGCCUCCAGAUGCCCUUCCUGCCUUGUCCUCCUCCUUGUUCGACGGCUUAAAGUUCGACACCUCCAUCAUAUCCCACUGCGACGGCUCUUCCUCUUUAACCAUCAGCGACAACCUAAAACUAAUCUGCUCCAUCAAUGGCCCCAUUGAAAGCUCCUUGAAAUUGGAAUUGCCAGAUAAACUAGCCCUUGACAUCUCCGUCAAUUCCUCUCUCUCAACUACCAACAAUAGCAACAACCAGCUAAUCGAAAACAACUUGCGAAAACUACUUAUCAGAAAAAUCAACCUAUCAAUGUAUCCCAAGCAAUUGCUAGUAAUCAACUUCCAGUUUCUCGUGUCUCCCUCAGAAAAUUCUCUAUUCCAAAAGAACUCCCCACCUAAUACCCCAUCCUCAUCCUCAUCCUCAUCAUACUUAUUAGAACUAAUGGCUUGUAUCAACGCAGCAUAUCUAGCCUUAUUGGACGCAAACAUAUCCCUAACCUCCUCCUUUAACUCGGUCAUCAUCAACAACAACUCCUCAAACCACUUGAUUUGCUACGAUCACAACCACCUUCACACAAUCAACAACAGCACCACAGAUCACGAUAUAAUAAUACUCUAUUCAGAGAGUCUAGGCCGUUUCAGCCAAUCUACCCUCUUCAACAUUCUCUUCAAUUUCGGCUACAAAAAAUCUCUACUUUUAAACUUCCAUUUUGCUUCCCUAUAUAAAUCCAUAAUAAAGCAAAAAUUCAUAUAUACCGACAAUAAAUAA